AUGGCAGCAGCCCCAUCAUACCACUGGCCACUGUUGGGAGAUUUGCACAUUCCUCAUAGAUGUAGCAGCUUACCUUCAAAAUUCAAGAAACUUCUUGUUCCAGGACGCAUUCAGCACAUUCUUGUUACUGGUAACUUGUGCACUAAAGAAUCUUUUGAUUAUUUGAAAACAUUGGCUAGUGAUGUUCAUGUCGUACGUGGAGAUUUUGAUGAAAACAUGAAUUAUCCUGAACAGAAAGUUGUUACAGUAGGGCAAUUUAGAAUUGGUUUAUGUCAUGGUCAUCAGGUUGUUCCUUGGGGUGAUCCUGAAUCCUUAGCUUUGGUUCAACGUCAACUAGAUGUAGAUAUUCUAAUAUCUGGUCAUACUCACAAAUUUGAAGCUUAUGAGCAUGAUAACAAGUUUUAUAUUAACCCGGGAUCUGCUACAGGCGCAUACAACCCUCUAGACUCCUCGAUCAUUCCUUCUUUUGUAUUGAUGGAUAUACAAAGUACAACUGUUGUCACAUAUGUAUACCAGUUGGUUGGUGAUGAAGUAAAAGUGGAAAGAAUUGAGUACAAGAAGAGCUAAACAUUUCAUUACUAUCGCCAAUUGAAAAAUUGUAUUUUAUUCAAUUAUUUGUAUAUUUUUGUUAUACUAAUGUAUUAUGUUUAGAAACAUUCUAAAAUUAAAUUUUAUUUAUGUAUUUUAAUAGGCUAAAGAAGAAAUUAAAACUAUCAUGAAUGUUUUUUCAUCAAUAAACUGUAAGGUUUUAAAAGCUAUCCAAGAAAAUUUAUGUUACUAAGUUAGUCAGCUUAAAAGUUUUGUAUUUUUUUUUAAAUGGGGUAGAGUAAGAGAAACGGACCCGGUUUUGUUAUAUUGUUAAUAACAAAUGAUGUUGCUUAUCUUAAUUACAACUAUUAAUAUAAUCAACUUGAUCCUAGAUGGUUUAUUAUAUUGUCCACUGUGCACUGAAGAUGGUUUAGUGCCAAAACGCGUGUCUACAGUAUAAAAUAUUGUUAGUUUCUUAUUUUUAAUUAAUUUGAAAGAUAGCCAUAUACUGUAGAGCCAAGGCUACCAGUAUUGUGAAUUGCAGUUCCAUUUUUAAUCCUAGAACUGGCAAUGGUGAAUCCUUAGCUACAGUAUAAUAAGCGGCUUACUACAACAAUAAUGCAUAGAAGUAAUUUAUGGCCAAGGCUACCCAGUAUUGUGAAUUGCAGUUCCAUUUUUAAUCCUAGAACUGGCAAUGGUGAAUCAUUAGCUACAGUAUAAUAAGCGGCUACUACAACAAUCAAAUCAUUGAUAUUUAUGAAUAUUGAAUCCUUGAUAUUCAUGAUUAUCUAAAACUAUUGAAACUAUAAAAGUUUAUUUUUAUGUGUAAAAGAAGUAUUGGUAUUUAAUAUUAUAGGAAAUAAUAAUACGUAAAUUAUAUUUUUGUUAUGAUAGAAAAAAAAACCUCUCUACAAAAACGUCUAAACUACAUUAAUUUAUUAUAAAAUUUAAUUGCUGAAGUUAAUGUUAAAGUUAAAACACUAUCAUUAAAAUUUUUUUUUUAUUUGCAGUGAUAGUAAUUUAUAGGUUAUUUGAAAUCUUAUUAACUUAAAAUAUUUGGCCACACUAUAGUAAGCGGCCACCACCACAAUCGAAGGAGCAAACCAAAUUAUUGAUUAGAAAUAGGUAAAUGAUAGAAUACGAAAACAUUCUAAUUAUAAUAAGAAUCUAAUGUAAUCUGUUUUUGUAGAAUCAAAACGUAGCUGAACUGUACUAUGAUAUAAAUUAUACAUAUAACCUAAUUCAGUUUGUCAUUGUUGUUUUUUUUAUUGUUCGUUUUAUAGGGUAUAGAUAAUCAGAAAUAUUGAUAAUUUGAUAGUUGUGGUGGCCAUUUAUCAUACUGCUGCCCUGUAUUUAGUAACUUCAUAUUCCCACUAGGCCAGGAACAAAACACUGUUAACUGCUGAUAGCAUAACUCUAGAAAUGAUAUACCAAUUAUGUUCAAUCAUUUAAGUGAUGAUGCCGCAUAUGAAGAGCAUUUACAUACUUUCAUAUUGUAAUAUAGUUUUCCACUAAAAUGUGUAUGCUAUAUUAAAUCAGCUUGUUUACAAAGCAAUAGCUAACAACUUGCAUUGUUUGUUUAUUUUCAUCCGUCAUAACACCCAAAUUUCCAUAUAUAUAUAUAUAUAUACAUAAUUUUAACUGUGACUACUCUAAAAAAUAUCACACUCACUAUACUGAAAAGUGUAGUCAAUAUUCCUGGAAACUGUGUAACAUUUGGGAUCAAAAGUAUAUUUUGGAUUUUUAUAUUUUAUAAAUUCCAAGUUAGGAACAAAAUGAAAUGCAGGGAUGAGUAGCAAAUACGUUUUUUAACGAUUACAAACAAUGUUGGAGGCAAAACCAUUCGAACAUUGGUUGUGGUUAAAAUAAGCUUCAGGAAAAAUACAUGAACAGUUGCCCCAAAACACUGAGUCACCAUAGUAAUUUUGUGUGCCAGUUCUAGGAUUACAUGUUGUUUUUAUAGCCUAAGGUUUUUCAAAGUGUUAAUGUUCUUUCAAGGCCAUUGACAACCCAAGUGUUUUUAGCCAAAGAAUCUUUUUAAUUUCAUUGAUAUUUAUUUUAAACUCCAUUGUUAAUGGAGUAUAGUAGAAAUGUUGCCAAGUCUGUAAUUCUUUUCAGGUGUAAUUAUAUUUUAUGAUUUUAUAUGCAUAAUGUUACAUAGUUUGUUGUUUUGUGAAUCUGCAAUGUUAUUUCCUAUUAACAAGAGUUGGAGAUUGUUAUUUGCAGUUGAGAGACUUUCUUGUUAUAUCUAUUCUGUUUUGAAACGGGACUUAAAAUUAAUUAUUAUAAAAGUUUGCGAGCAAGUUUUAUAUUUAUAGUGAGCUCUUAUAGUUCUGCCUGAAAACAUACUAAAGUGAAAUUCAUUUAAAAGUACACAUCACAAAAAACGUGUAAUGUAGAUAAAACAACAUUCUGAAAAUUCUCUCUAUCCCUAAUUCCUGUCCUCACUCGACAAAGAUUCUGAUUAUUAAAUAAAGCAAGUCUCUUCAUGAGCUUAUUUACCUCUUCUAAGGCUGUAUAUUUUUCGUCUGUAUGAUUAUGAUUUAAUGUGUUUCAGAUUUAUAUUAGAUUAUGUUGUGACACAGUCUUUCUAUUUUGCAUGUUUUUACUAUCCUGUAUAUAAUAAAAGAAAAUACAUUUUACCAUCUUAUAACUGUAUUUAAGAAGUUGAGAAGAUAGAAACGAUUAAAGUUUCUGAAUGCUAAUUGAGUACUAUUCAUAACCAGAAGUUGAAUUCUUUCUAUAUUUAAUAGUGUUAAAUAAUAGUAAUACGUAUCCAUAUAGAAUUUUCUAAUAAUUUACUAUUUUUGUUAUAUUAAAGGUUUUUUCCCUCAAUUUUUUUUUUGUAAAAUCUCUUUAUAUUUAUCUUUGACACAGAAUAUAUUGCAAAUUAAGAAAAAAUACUCCAUUUAGCUUUGAUUAUGCUAUAUGUAGUAAGAAAAUAUAUUAUAUCUAAUGUUUUUUGUAAGAUUUAAUGUUAACUUACCUAAUAUCCUGCAAAACAGUCAUUACACAAUGAGUGUGGUUAUGUCAUGCUAUCAACUGACAUAAGGUAAUAACUACAUUUUAUGUUAAAUGCUAUUGAAAUGAUGUAACGUUUUAAUAAAGUUUCUUCUGAAGUUUUCACACUUUAUGUGUGUUUAAAAAAGUCUAUGUCGUAAUUGUGGUAAUUCGUUAUGUUCAACUAGUACUGUAUUUAUGAAAUAUUAGUUACAUUAACCUAUUUAUUGCAAGUUAUCAGUUUUUGACGUUCAAAAGUCUGACUGACUAACAUAUUGUUAAUUUAAAAAUAACAGGUUUAUUUUUGUACUGUAAAACUUUUUUUAUGUCUUUCUGUAGUUGCAAAAUUUUAAAUUUAACUCUCCUCAAUGUGUAUGUAGAUGAAGACUUCUUUGAAAUUUCACAAACAAUUGACACUGUUUAUAAUUAGUUACCUACAAUUAUUGUAAAAGCUGAAAUUUUGGUUUGAUACUUAAAAAAUCUUUUGAAUCGUUUUAAACUUGAUUUCAAGUUUCAGGAAAAAAUAAAGAGAUUUAAAAAAUCUUUUCGAGACCAAACACACAGUGACAUGUUUGGACAUUUAUACCUUUUGUUGAUAAUUAUGAUUGAAUAUUCUUAUAAAAUAUUGUUAUUGUAUGUAUAAUUUUACAACAAAUGAUCAAUUAUAUUUGUAUACAAG
Molecule: messenger RNA, 4207 nt
Organism: Homalodisca vitripennis (glassy-winged sharpshooter)
Lineage: Eukaryota; Metazoa; Arthropoda; Insecta; Hemiptera; Cicadellidae
Gene: Vps29
Product: vacuolar protein sorting-associated protein 29
Biological process (GO): intracellular protein transport; retrograde transport, endosome to Golgi
Cellular component (GO): retromer complex; endosome
Source: RefSeq, a predicted model, not a curated record